AUGGAGGCAAAGAGAGACAGAUCGGAGAAACACAACAGUGAUACCCACCGCCUCAUCCGUUUAACAAACAUACCAGUUGAUCUAGAUUCAUCGGCGAACCCUUGCUUUUCCAUCAAAGACAUACUCAGUUCUUUAACUCGGUCGUUCUACACUCACACCGCCCCCACCAUAACGACCGUCGCCGUCGGCAUCAACGCUUUUGGGUAUAGGCUAUUUCAGGUACAAAGAAAACGGAUUACGCCUGCGAUACCCAUGAGCAAUUCUAUUUGCUACUCUAGGACCCAGUUGAGUACGACAUCUGAAGGCUCGAAGACAAACCGUUGUUUCCUUCCGCAGAGCGAAGAAAGGGAGCUGUAGAGUACCCAUUUGCAGAAGAGAUUGACACACAUGAUUUGAAAAAGGAAGGUAUCUGGUGUAAUUUUUUAUCUUAUUCCUUCUCAGACUAUUGGGCAACAAAAAAGGGAGCCCAAAGAAAAUCGGUUCUUUUCUUUUUGUUCUUUUGCUGCUUAAUUCUCAAUUGGGGACCAAUAUUUUGUUGGGUUGGUUCUUACUUUAUUUACACAUAGGUUGAAUCUAUGGUUUUAGUGUUUUCUGUGUUCUUUACACUUACUUUUUGCCUGA
Molecule: messenger RNA, 621 nt
Organism: Lactuca virosa
Lineage: Eukaryota; Viridiplantae; Streptophyta; Magnoliopsida; Asterales; Asteraceae
Source: the annotation of a GenBank genome assembly